AGGAAUUACUCGGAAAAAUGGACUUAGUUAGUGUAGUCACCUCUCAAAUGUCGGAUUCACGGUCAAAUGAGCUUGAGGCUAGUUCCAGCUCCCAGGUCACAGAUUAUGACAGUAGAGUUGAUACGCCAAUAACAGUGGAACAAUAUCCUGGCCUUUGCGAUAGUAGGCCAAAUAAACUUAUCAGUUCAGCAUCAGCAGCAAGUGAAAGUGGAUACAAUUCAUACUGCAAUCACAGUUGCAUCUCAACAGAUGAAGCGCACUCAACAACACACAGGACAUAUUGUAAUUUCGAUAAAACAGAGGCUCAGUUUUGCAUAAACACACUUCAGUCGUCCGAAAAUCUAUCAAAUCGCGCUUGUCAAAAUUUACAGUGUGCACAUGCAACAAAUUCUGAGGGAUCUAAACUAAAUCAAAAUGAUAACAACUCUUUCUCUAACGUGUUAGCUGCUGCUAUCGGUCAUAAUUACGCACCAAAAGAUUUCAGCACAUUCGCAUCAAAUCUGUGUUGUCAGUCAAACAUUAUGUCAACUCCCGACACAGAAAAUAGGAAUACUAAUCAAGGGUGUUUUAAAAGUAACCAUGAUGUUUUAUGGACAGGUAAAGUUAGUGAUCAAUGUAAUGACCUUUCAAUAACUUCAAGUGAAGAUAGUAACCACAAUAAUGAUAGUUUACAAACCGAAGUUCAUAAUUAUGUGAAAAAUGAGAAUGGUUCCUGCUGUUCAUUCUCCCCUCUUUUACCAUCACACACGUGUCAUUACAAUUAUCAUCAUGAUCGUGAGGAAAAAUCCAAAAUGGCAUUCUUUUCCAAUCUUCCUGAAGUUGCCUACAACUUAGUGAAUACACACAGUCAAACAUAUGGUACUGAAGCACUUGAUUGUGUUAAUUUUCAGCAAUCAGUUGGGGAUAACAGUACAUCAACUCAAGAAGAUUCUUCUGAAGGUGAUUGUAAAUCCUCAAAAGGUUCUUUUGUUUAUAUCCAGAAACCUAGUGUGAACUGGCCUCAGGUAGACCGGUUUUAUGAGAUAAAGCCGCGCCUAGACCAUACUCCAGAACUCAAUUCUAAGAUGAGCAUGCAUAUAGAUUAUACUAAUCCAGCCCAUUAUAGUUCUGAUUUCGGUAUUCAAUGCAGUCCUCAGGAACAUCUGAUGAACGGUCCAAAUAUUUUGCCCAGCAAUGAAGUGUCAUCUUAUAAUUCAAAGCCUUCAAAGGUAAACCUUCACAAAGUAAAAAAUAUGUCUGCACUUCUUUCUGCUGCUCAAAUGUCAGGGAAUUGUCCCAGUUCAUCUAUACUGACAAGUAAUAUUUCCAAGUUCUUUUUAAUCAAUUCCACAACUGGAGUUUCUCUUCAACCACAAUCAACAGAAGAUCACGCUAAAACGAAAGGAGAUGAACAUAAUUACCACUCUGCUGUCGUUCCGUGGCAUUUGCAAAUUCAGUUUUCAUCAGACCAAGGACUUGCCAGGGAAAAUGCAUCUUAUUCCGAUUAUAACCCUAGAAGUCACCAAACUGAUAACACAAAUGUAACCCAAGGUGGAUUCUGUACUCAUGCAAAUACUCCUUCGACCUAUUUCGACUUUUCAAGCCUUCACUCCGAGCGGAAAGAUGGUUCUUUAGAUGGGUCUGUUAGUGGUAAAGCUGUAUUAGCAACGGAAAAAAUCCAAGUAGAUCGUGGACUAGGAAAACAAGUAAAUCGUCCAGAUGUACUCCUCGCCUGAAGCCGAAGAUCGCUUGGGAUGCUUCUAGUUCAACAAGAAACAAACCACUUGGAGAAGAUGCUGUAAGUGUGAUGGAAUCCUGGUAUGAGAGUCAUACAGAUAACCCAUAUCCAACAGCAUCUGAAAAAGAACAAAUAGCUGCUCUCGGGGGUAUUACAGUAAUGCAGGUAUGUUAUGCUUUCCAACUGCACAAUUAUAAAGUUUAUUUAUCAAGUUCAAAAUCCUACCUUGUGGGAUUAAUUUUCAUCUUAGAUAUUUCAUUUGACGACCGUCUCCUUCAGUGUGCAUACAACGAUGCAGCACAGUGUCGGAUCUGUCGUGAUGAAAUACAUAUUACUUGAAUAAACGAAGAAUGCAUGUUGGCAUGGUACUCUAUUAAAGAAUGUGGUAAGAUGAUUAAUGAGUAGUGUACUCAUUAGGCAUCUAACGGAUCGUGCACUUGGUCAACAUACUUGCAUGGCAACAGUAGAAUCAGGAGAAAAGUGGGUCUUAAGUUCUAAAGAGUGUUGUAAGUGAUAUUAGAUACCACGCUGUUAAACACGUCAUCAGUUGUAUCUUACAGUAUUUCUUCAGCAUGCGUAAGAACAUGUAAAGGGGGUAAAAUAAAGAUUAAAAAUACGGAAUAAGAGAACAUUCCGUAACUUGAAAACAAAAGCUAUCAAAUACUAAACACUUGUUCCAUAGCCGGGUGUAACGCGAUGUAAAAUUUGCGAAGGAUAGUUCUUCCAUUAUUCCUGAAAACAUUUUUUGUGCAGUCGUAGUUUGCAAUAUAAAAAUACUACAAAUCUCCAUAACAAUAACAGACAGUAGCAAGAGUUAUGUGCGUAAUCUGUAGCAUCUGUCCCUUAAAAUAAGCAUAUAUUGACCAGUUUUCUGUUUAGCUGUCUCGCUGCACACUUAUGAUAUCACAGUGUCCUGCAAUAUUCUUCCUCUUCUUAGUCCAGCAAACAUUGCAACCUAAGCUACAGGUAUCUUUGUAGUUGAACAUGGUUUCCGACUGAUGUGUUAAUUUAGGAAUAAAAUAGAUCAACUAACUUAGCAGACAGCAUUUGUGGAUAAUAAUGAAGGAAUUAGGCGAAUAUUGGAUUGCAUUCUGUUGGGUUUAGCUUGAAAAACUGAUUGUUCAGUAUACACAUAUUAUCCUCAUCUUAACGCUAUACCGAAUCUCACCAUUUUCUCAUUCUUCCUUUCUCUCUUUUAGUACUUUAUAUCUCUUUGGACUAAAUUUUCUUAUCUUUAUCUGUCGCUUCACUGCCUUUUUACUUGAUGUACUGCUAUGAGCUGUGGCAACUCGAACCGUGACGCAGUAAUGCCCGGUCCCAUGCUGAUUCUGAUGACGAUGAUCAAUAGCUAGACAGACUAAUCAGUCUUAAAUUAUUUGCAAGUUAAUUCUCAUCAGCUUAUGUUAAUUUUAGGUAUGCUCCUGGUUUGCCAAUCGUCGCACACGUACCGCAAACACCAAACCAAAAAAGAACAGAAGGAAAUUGCACAGCAAAAUUCAUGACUUAUGCAUUGAGAUUGAAAGAGCAACUAAUAAGGUUAUCAACGCAGAAAACUUAGAAGAACGUAUUGGUCAGAUUAUUGAUGAGUAUUUAGUUUGACUAGCUUAUUCUUUCCCACUUUCAUCAUUUUCAAGUAGUCCUGAGCAAAUUUAUAGUUCCUGUUCGUCAGUCCAUGUCUCAGUACUCCAAUAUCACGACUGUUUUUGUUAUUUUUCGUUAUUUUUAUAUUUCUGAGUUUUCUGUUUGACAUAUAGUGAUUUUCAUACUUAUCACAAUACAGUUUUUAAAU
Heterobilharzia americana is the source of this 3506-nucleotide messenger RNA. NCBI's taxonomy places the organism in Eukaryota, Metazoa, Platyhelminthes, Trematoda, Strigeidida, Schistosomatidae. The record is from the annotation of a GenBank genome assembly.